AUAAGUACUGUCCUAUUUUAGAGAAUACUUGCUGCUAGGAAUUAUGGAGCAGAAACUACCUCCCUUCUCGGUGUCCUUCUUCCCACAGCAGAGUAACGUGACCUUGCCAAUAACGCCCCCAUCCGUCCCAUCUGAUACACCGAAUCCAACAACCGAAACGGAAACUGAGGGACAGCCGGGACCAGAACCAGUAAAAUAUUGGGACCCUUCAAUGUCGAUUUCAAUGUUACGCGGAGGUGGAAAUGAUGGUGGCGAUUGCUACAACCUACUUCCGAGCACUUUGGCGGAUGCCCAUCUCGGCACCAACUGCUUAUCGUUUCCCUGUACGACCUGUUUUUACCCGGGGCCAGUGAAUGAACAGAUUCCGUCAUCUGCAGUAUCACCCUUGGCGCAGGGACCAAGGGUCGAGAGUCUUCCUCCCGUGUUCGUGCCAAUAAGAUCGUAUCAGAUGGAUUGGCCAAAUCAAGGUCCUUACGAAAUACACAGCUUGGCUGCUGAGAUGUGGAGGAGAAUGGAAGAUGAAAGUUUUGCAGAUAUGAUGCACGAGGACUCGGCCGAGGGGUCCCUUUCGUCAUUAAGCAGCCGUCAAGAGGCACGGUCUCGUCGCCGUUUUCUUUCUCGCAGAGAUCACCGUUCUCACAGAUCCCAGUCCGGCAUUUAUCUCACUUCAGACAAUCAUUGCAAGUUGUGCCUCAGCAAUCGUGAAACGGAGAGCUUUUACAUGUCACACACGCUCCGGGAUUCGGAGGGCAAGGUAUCCUGUCCAGUCUUACGUAAUUUGGUGUGCAGAAUUUGUGGGGAAACUGGCGACACGGCUCAUACUUUUAAAUACUGUCCUUACAAUCACGACGUGCCAAUGGAAUUACGCUCCAUCAAUUUUGACCAGGCACGCGCCGACGUGGCAAGACUUAUGAACAUGAAGAUGAAGGACUAA
This is a messenger RNA of Folsomia candida, 934 nucleotides long. RefSeq lists its product as uncharacterized. Gene Ontology annotation, cellular component: perinuclear region of cytoplasm. The record is from RefSeq and is a predicted model, not a curated record. The transcript is spliced from 3 exons. Lineage: Eukaryota; Metazoa; Arthropoda; Collembola; Entomobryomorpha; Isotomidae. Gene Ontology annotation, biological process: negative regulation of translation; oogenesis. Bases 44 to 934 code for a protein of 296 amino acids. Gene Ontology annotation, molecular function: mRNA binding; zinc ion binding.